AUGUACGGGAAAAAAACUCCUUCGACUUAUAGAUCUACGCCUUCUGUAUAUUCACAUUAUACAGGAAAGUCAUCAACAAAUCUUCGCUCAUCAAAAUCCGUUAAAUCUCUGCGAGUACCAUGGUAUCAAAAGCCAAUCCUCCAUGAUGCUUUUGUUUUGGACUUACAAAGAGGUUCAUUACUAACAGGAUCUCUAGCUGUGUUUAUAGCUUUAUUCACAUUCGCCCAGAGUAUAUUUGACUUGUAUUGCCUUGGAAUGGCAACACCUGGUUCCGUGCAUUAUGGAUACUAUGUGAUGAGCUAUCAAUUUGUUUAUGUAGGCAGUGCACCUGUUCGCAAUGUUCUCAUUGUGUUUUCAUUAUUUUCCUGGAUUGGAUCUGUUGCAGUAUUGGUCACUAGUAUUAUGCUUAUAAGUGCUUUACGAAAAGAACAUGAAAAGCGCAUUGUCCCUUGGUUGUAUGCUUUUGGAGUGUUUAUAUUAUUUCGUGCAGUUGCAUUUAUAUUUGCUUCCAUAGUAAAUGACAUGAUAUUUGCAUACAAUAUAUUAAUGUGCCUUUUUUGGAUUGUGUUUACUGUCAGCGGGAUCUAUGGAUGGUUACUUGUAUAUAGUUUAUAUUUGGAACUAGCUGACUUGACAAAGUUGGAAGAUUUGGCACAUUUACGAAUGGGUACCAUGGCAUCUCUUAAUGCAUCCUUAGCUGGUUCAAGACCCACAACUCCACACUCAACAGUAUCUACCAUGCCGGCUUCACAAAUAUGA
This is a messenger RNA of Pieris macdunnoughi, 759 nucleotides long. The record is from the annotation of a GenBank genome assembly. NCBI's taxonomy places the organism in Eukaryota, Metazoa, Arthropoda, Insecta, Lepidoptera, Pieridae.